Messenger RNA from Symbiodinium sp. CCMP2456, 1379 nucleotides. The record is from the annotation of a GenBank genome assembly. Lineage: Eukaryota; Dinophyceae; Suessiales; Symbiodiniaceae.
GUCGGAUCUUUCAAGCUUUCGAGCAUCCCUCUCAAUGUGACUGGCCUCGACGCUGGCAAUAUGUCGGAAGUGGACGAGACCAUCAGCAAACUUAUUGCUCAGGGCGUGGUCGGUGAAAUGCAGGACGUCCACGGCAUGCCCGAUCCGAAGGAGAAUGGCGACAAGGGUGGGGGCAUGGGCGAGCUGGGCAAGAGCUUGGAGUUCUUGAUGCUCAAGGUCGCGCAGCUUGAGACCCUCGCGGAGUUGCAACAGGUAGAGCUCGGAAUGCAGCGUGUUCUGAUCGAGAAGAUGCAAAAGAAAAUGAACUUUGAUGACGCGGAAGUCUCACUGGUGCAAAAGAGCUCCGAGGAGAGUGUGCAAGAAGCCCAUGACAUCUUGAAACGGGUGGUCCAGAAGCACAUGCACCAGAGGGAGCACAGGGAGUACCAUUUGGAGGCACAGCCGCAGCCGAAGCAUGCAGUGCACGAAGAGGAGAAGGCCGAGGAGGUCGAGAUCGACAGUCGGAGAGCCCUGCUGCAAAAGCGCCGCAUCGAGUGGGGUCCGAUAGGAAAAGUUGUCAAGAGCGGUGUCAAGUACGUCGAAAAGGGAGCCAAGUAUGCCCACAAGGGUGUCAGCGAAGCCGUGAAAGCCGUGGACGGCACCGGACUCACGGGGGGCGCCUUGACCGAAGCUUACAAUGCCGCCGCGAAGGCGGGGAAUGCCGCCAAGUUUUUGGCGAACACCGCAAUUUCCUCCGUGGAGAUGGCCGCAAAUCUCAUCACAGCGUCAGGCUCCUGGGGCGCGAGUUGCAGCAACGCUGCUCCCAGCCUUGGUAGGCACGGCACCCGGUUCGACAUCAAUUUCGGGCACCAAAGAUGCAGCAUCAAUCUCUUGAACAAUCACCUCACUCUUUUCGACUUCAACUGGGGCAGGAAGUCAAUCGACAUGUAUCACUUUCUACCUGAGCCAGUAAAGCUGGUUGCAAGCACUGCGUACGAGGCUAUUCGGACAGUGUUCAGUGUUGGGUGGGAGCUAAUGCAUUGUCCACACCGCGGGCACCACCAUCAGUUGAUUGCAUGUCUUGGCGGUUGGAUCCAGCACCUUGCUCCAGCAGUGAAUUGGAUGGCUGCCCCGUUAAAGUUGGUUGCAGGAUCGGCAUACGAGCACUUUGCCCCACCGCUGCAUUGGAUGCCCAACCCCGUAAAGACACUCGCAAAUGGCAACAUCAUGGGGCUCUUGCCCGGACAGUUGAAUCAAAUUGCCAGUGGCGACAUCAUGGGGCUCUUGCCGGGACAGUUGAAUCAAAUUGCCAGUGGCGACAUCAUGGGGCUCUUGCCGGGGCAGUUGAACCAGAUUGCCAGUGGCAACAUCAUGGGGCUCUUGCCGGGACAGUUGAAUCA